AUGGCAGGCGGCCACAUGAAAUUCCGGACCCUCGGCCGCAACUCGUCCCACCGACAAGCCCUCCUUCGCAACCUGGUCACCUCCCUGGUCAAGCAGGAGUCGAUACAGACAACAUGGCCCAAGGCCAAGGAGGCCCAGCGCGUGGCGGAUAAGCUCAUCACACUGGCAAAGAGGAACAACGAGACGUCGAGGCGGGAAGCACAGAGCAUCCUCUAUACACCAGACGCCCUCCUCCCCAAGCUCUUCGGCGAGCUGCGAGAGCGCUACCUCAACCGGCCGGGCGGCUACACGCGCGUGCUGCGCACCGAGCCCAAGGACAAGGCGGACCAGGCGCCCAGCGCGAUCCUGGAGCUGGUGGACGGGCAGCGCGACAUGCGCUUCGCCAUGACGGCGGCGACGGUGGCGCGCGAGGUGCUGGGCCGGGACAGCGGCCACAUCACCAAGAUGAACGUCAAGAAGGUCACGGCGUUCCGACAGGACGGCGAGCGCGAGUUCCGUGCGCUUGUCGACGAGAUCAAGGAGCGAGAGGGCGAGGCCAUCCAGGAGCGCGCCGAGAAGGAACGCGCCGCCCAGGACAGCUUGUACAAAUUCCACAUCGAUAGGCCGAAGUUGAGGCGCCGGCGCAGUGGGGGCCAGCAUGAGGAAGAGAGUGAACUGGACUAG
Molecule: messenger RNA, 663 nt
Organism: Diaporthe citri
Lineage: Eukaryota; Fungi; Ascomycota; Sordariomycetes; Diaporthales; Diaporthaceae
Exons: 2
Coding region: 1-663 (220 amino acids)
Biological process (GO): translation
Cellular component (GO): mitochondrial large ribosomal subunit; ribosome
Molecular function (GO): structural constituent of ribosome
Source: RefSeq, a predicted model, not a curated record